UCUGCGGACAUAUUUGGCUUUUAUCGGUGUCGUGUCCAUGCCACAGCUGUUAUCAUCACAAUAGUCGUGACAGUUUGCAUGAGACCAGUGUGUAGAUACUAGUGUUGCUAAACGUAGGUAUCCCUGGAAUAAUUGUGUUUAUCCACAGUUUUUUUGUUGCAGAAUUUGACAAAAUGUUGACUGAACCAUUGUUGAUUUUGUCCGAGAGCGACAUUGAAGGCGGAGGCAAGGAGUCCAGGUCCAGCAUACAAAAUGAUUUUGCCUACCACAAUAACGUGCACAAUGCGUCUAUUAAAAUUCGCAUGGCCUUUAUCCGUAAGGUUUAUGGACUUUUGAGUAUGCAGUUGCUCAUGACUGUGAUUAUUGCUGGGGUCUUCUGUUUCGUCAAUCCUAUAAAAGCUUAUGUACAAGAAAACCCAUGGCCUAUCAUGAUCUCAUUCUUUGCUACAUUUGCCAUCCUUAUCGUUCUGCAUUUCAAGAGCAGAGAACAUCCAACGAAUUUGAUUCUUUUAGCACUAUUUACGAUUGUACAGGCUUGUACAAUUGGCAUAGUUGUGAGCCUGUAUGAUGUAGUUCUGGUUGUUGAAGCUCUUUUUAUCACCUUGACUGUUGUUAUCGCCUUAACAGGAUUUACUUUCCAAACAAAACGUGACUUCUCUGCAAUGGCCGCUGGAUUGUUCUCUUGCCUCUGUGUGCUUCUGAUAGGCAGUUUACUCCAAAUUUUCAUCCAAAGUAACGCAAUGGAGCUUCUUCUCUGUGUUGGAGGUGCACUUUUAUUCUCUUUUUUCAUAAUCUUUGAUACUCAGCUCUUGAUGAAAACUCUAUCUCCUGAAGAAUACAUACUUGCUACAAUUAAUAUUUAUUUGGAUAUUAUAAAUCUUUUCUUAUAUAUCUUACGUAUUCUUGCUGUAGCUCGGAAGUAAUUGUUUUCUUUCCAACUAAUUUUUCUUAUGAAAUAAUUUCUAUUUUUGUCAAUGAAAGUUUGUAAAAAAAAAAUAAAUGUCUCAAAACUUAGUUUUUGAAAGCAAGUCGUUGAAAA
This is a messenger RNA of Copidosoma floridanum, 1039 nucleotides long. RefSeq names its product protein lifeguard 4. The record is from RefSeq and is a predicted model, not a curated record. Gene Ontology annotation, biological process: negative regulation of apoptotic process. Gene Ontology annotation, cellular component: membrane. NCBI's taxonomy places the organism in Eukaryota, Metazoa, Arthropoda, Insecta, Hymenoptera, Encyrtidae.